CUUCCGGCUUGGGAGGUGCGGCGCUUUGGGCACGUGUGUCGCUUUCCUGGGUUCUUCGUUUCCUCUCUCCCCUGGUGAACUUGUCAGGUCGCGACUCCUUGCAGGUCCAAGGAUGAAGGCGAGAAGAAAUAAAAAACAAGUCCCAAGCUUUCGUAAGUUAAUAAAAACAAGUAAAGUCAAACUUGAAAACAAGCUCAAAAAUAAGCAAUUUAAACAACAAAGCACUAUUAAGAAGUACCGAAAAGAGCAGAGGAAACUAAGGCAAGCUGUGAAAGAUGCUGUGUCUAAGAAACCCAUUCCACUGGAAGAUCCAAAGAACAAACGACAAGCAGCUCAAAGGACUGAGAGGGAAGAUGGGGAAGAGGAAGAAGCCCUUCCUUUAGACAUGCUGGAUGAAGAUGACUUACAGUUGUUGAAGGACUUAGGGCAAAGAGCAUCUUUUCUCACAAGAGAUCUUUCCUCCAGCAAGCCAGUUCACAUCAAGAAACGUAAACAUGAGAGUGUUAUAGAUAAAUACGAAAAGGUACCAAGAACUCUGCAAACUGCCCCAGAGAAGGAGCUGAUUCACUUGCUUCCUAUCAAAGACAAAGGCGGCAUCAUCCCCCAGACCAGGGAGAAGCCAGUUCCUGACAUUCAUAGAGAAGAAGAGGAUCAAGAAGAGGAGAUAGAACUUGAAGAAGAGAUCCCUGAGAUUCCUGUUAAAGAGCUCACCAUAGAAGAACAUUUGGCUGAGAGAAAGAAGAAACUACAGGAUAAGAAAAUACAUAUAGCUAACUUGGCAUCUGCCAUACUGUCAGAUCCAGAAAGUAAUAUUAAAAAGCUGAAAGAAUUGCGUUCCAUGCUGAUGGAACAGGAUCCUGAUGUGGCUGUUACUGUUCGCAAGCUGGUGAUAGUCUCUCUGAUGGAGCUAUUCAAGGACAUCACUCCUUCAUAUAAAAUUAGGCCCCUAACAGAAGCAGAAAAAUCUGCCAAGAUUCGCAAAGAAACCCAAAAGUUAAGAGAAUUUGAAGAGGGCCUUGUUAGCCAAUACAAAUUUUAUUUGGAAAAUCUGGAGCAAAUGAUUAAAGACUGGAAGCAAAGGAAGCUGAAGAAAAAUAAUGUAGUGUCCUUAAAGGCUUACAAAGGACUGGCUGAAGUGGCUGUGAAGAGCCUGUGUGAGCUGUUGGUGGCCCUGCCUCACUUUAACUUCCACAAUAAUAUCAUUGUAUUGAUUGUUCCUCUGAUGAAUGAUGUGUCAAAAUCGAUAUCUGAAAUGUGUUGUGAGGCAGUGAAGAAACUCUUUAAACAAGAUAAAUUGGGUCAAGCUUCUCUUGGUGUAAUUAAAGUGAUUUCUGGCUUUGUGAAGGGCCGAAAUUACGAAGUUAGACCAGAGAUGUUAAAAACAUUUUUGUGCCUGAGAAUCAAGGAAGUAGAGGUCAAAAAAGAUACGGAAGAUAUUAAUAAACCAAAGAAGUUCAUGACUUUCAAGGAAAAAAGAAAAACUCUAUCUAGAAUGCAAAGAAAGUGGAAAAAAGCAGAAGAGAAACUGGAGCGAGAGCUUCGGGAGGCAGAAGCUUCAGAGAGUACUGAGAAGAAACUUAAAUUGCACACAGAGACUCUGAAUAUUGUGUUUGUAACCUACUUCAGAAUACUGAAGAAGGCCCAGAGGUCGCCUCUUGUGCCAGCAGUUCUAGAAGGCCUUGCCAAGUUUGCUCAUCUUAUCAAUGUGGAGUUUUUUGAUGAUUUAUUAGUGGUUCUUCAUACUCUCAUUGAAUCUGGUGACCUAAGUUACCAAGAAAGUCUUCACUGUGUCCAGACUGCUUUUCAUAUUCUUUCUGGACAAGGUGAUGUUCUCAAUAUUGAUCCAAUGAAAUUCUAUACACAUCUCUACAAAACACUGUUCAAGUUACAUGCAGGUGCCACUAAUGAAGGUGUUGAGAUUGUUCUCCAGUGCCUUGAUGUCAUGUUAACCAAGCGCAGGAAGCAGGUUUCUCAUCAGCGAGCUCUUGCCUUCAUCAAGCGCCUUUGUACGCUUGCUCUUCAAGUUCUCCCAAACUCAAGCAUUGGCAUUUUAGCAACUAUCAGAAUAUUAAUGCAUACUUUCCCCAAAACAGAUUUGAUGCUUGAUAAUGAGUCUCAGGGAAGUGGAGUAUUCCUCCCUGAGCUGGAUGAGCCUGAGUACUGUAACGCCCAGAACACUGCUCUGUGGGAGCUGCAUGCCCUGCGGCGACAUUAUCAUCCCAUAGUGCAGAGGUUUGCUGCUCACCUGGUUGCUGGAGCACCUUCUGAAGGCUCUGAAGCCCUAAAACCUGAGUUGGGUCGAAGAUCUGCAUUUGAGCUUUUUGAGUCUUACAGUAUGGCAGACAUGACAUUCAAUCCGCCGGUUGAACCUUCAAAUUCCAAAAAGAAGGAUAAACUUUCACAAAGGGACACAUUUUUGAAUGAAGAUCUAAAUCAAUUAAUCAAAAAAUACUGCAAUGAAGUUGUUACUGAGACACCUCUGGACUUCAGCAAUUGUUUGAAAACAUGCCUACGAUAGUACAAGGAUAAAGUCACUGUCUUCUGCACUUGGGUGUGUGCAGUUACGUACACAGAUAUGUUGUUAUGCAACAGUGAUGAAGAGGAUGGAUUCACCCUUGGAAUGGAUGUUUCUUUCAUAAUGAUGCUGCUUUUAAAAAUUUAAUGUGUACAUUAAGUUAUAACUUAAAAACCUUUGGGUCCUGUGGCUGGGCAUGAGGGCUCACACCUGUAAUAGCACUGAAGAAACAGGAAGAUUACGAGCUUGAGGCUAGCCUAGACUAUAUAGCCAGCUCAAGCCAUCUUGGACUGAAUGUAGAGCAAGGUCUUAUGUAUCCAUCAAGUUACUAGGAUAAAAUGCCUGACAAACAUGAGUUUAAGGAAGAAGAGUUUAUUUUGACUUACAGCACCAGAGUGGCAAGGCAAGCAGGAAGCCAGAAUCUCAUUGUCAUACCAGCAGGUAGGAAGGAGAAGAGAUGAGUGCUAAAUACUCAGCUAGCUUUCUCCUUUUUGAACAGUCCAGGAACCCAGCCUCUAACUGUGGUGCCACCCACAGUUAGAGCGGGUCCUCCAACCUCAACUAACCUAAUCUAGAAAAUUCACAGAUGGGCCCAGAGACCUGUUUUUGUAGUGAUUUUUAACUUAUGAUGGCCGCUAGAGAUAAACCAUCACAUCCUGUCUCAAAAAACCCAAAAAUACAUUUGGGAACUGAGUGUAGUUCAGUGGUAGAGUACACCUACGUAGUCCCCAUAUGACAUGUCAGAAGUCUUGGGGUAGACCUUAAGUGUUAUAUUAGGAUAUAGAGCACAGAAAAAUCAAGACUGGGAAUGGUUUUUAUCAUUUAGCUGCUUUCUGAAUAUUCUGUUAUGUUAAUAAUAAUAAAUAUUAAUGUCAUUGCAGCAUCGUGAAUGAAAAUGAGAAAGUACAUUUUUAUGAAUUUUUAAUUGCUUUAAAUUGGACUUAUGUUCAUUGGUUUUUGUUUAAAGAUACUUUUAAAAGUAACCUAAUUUGGCCUUUUUAAAAAAGUGUUUAUAUUUACUACUUUCAAAGAAAGUUUGACCAAGAUUCUUGUAUCUUUGAGAUUCUGUUAUUUUCUUCCAUGUGAGUAAUGGGGAAGAACGGAUCCAGGCAAAGACAACCAAGCCCAGUCCCACUAUUCUGCUUUAGGGACAAGUGUACCCAGCAGACAACCUCUUAUGUAACAGGUAAAAAUAUAUAGUCUGGCCUGGAGGGAUGGCUUAGCGGUUAAAGCAUUUGCCUGCAAAGCCAGAGGACCCAGGUUUGAUUCCCCAGGAUCCACAUUAGCCAGAUGCACAAGAAGGCACAUGCGUCUGGAGGCCCUGGUGUGCCCAUUCUCGCUCUUUCUCCCCCUCUUUCUUUGUCAAGUAAAUAAAUAAAAUAUUUUUAAAAUGUAUAGUCUUAUGUAUAUAGUUAUAAAGCUGUAUUUUAUUUAAUAGCUAUUACCAUGUUAUAAGAAUGGCCUGGGGAUUGUUUGUGUAAAUAUUUUCUGCUAAUAGUUGAAUAAAAUAGCUGAUUUUUAUA
Jaculus jaculus (lesser Egyptian jerboa) is the source of this 4038-nucleotide messenger RNA. It is a transcript of the gene Noc3l, whose product is annotated as NOC3 like DNA replication regulator. The record is from RefSeq and is a predicted model, not a curated record. Gene Ontology annotation, molecular function: chromatin binding. The transcript is spliced from 21 exons. Gene Ontology annotation, biological process: DNA replication initiation. Gene Ontology annotation, cellular component: nucleolus. NCBI's taxonomy places the organism in Eukaryota, Metazoa, Chordata, Mammalia, Rodentia, Dipodidae. The coding region runs from base 113 to 2518 and encodes 801 amino acids.